Pisolithus orientalis is the source of this 348-nucleotide messenger RNA. RefSeq lists its product as uncharacterized. NCBI's taxonomy places the organism in Eukaryota, Fungi, Basidiomycota, Agaricomycetes, Boletales, Pisolithaceae. The transcript has a single exon. Bases 1 to 348 code for a protein of 115 amino acids. The record is from RefSeq and is a predicted model, not a curated record.
AUGACGCGGGAGGAGGCUCUGAAAAUUUUCGAAAGCCACCGUCGCCAAUGGGAAAAGAUCCAGUCUCGGGAGUCGCUUAUCUGGGAAGACUUCCCUUGGCCGAUGUUCAAGACUCCCAGCAACCCCGAAGAUCUCACCACGGCUGCCAUCCAUAGCUAUGUGUUAUCACCUUUCCAGCCUCAGGACAGGUCUCAGAAAGAUAGAAUCAAGGAACUCAUCCGGAGGUGGCAUCCUGACCGCUUCGGUCGUAUCCUCUCCAAGGUCAAGGCGAGCGAUCGCGAGAGAGUCGACGAAGGGGGCGGGUCAGUAGUCAGGGUUCUGAACGACCUACUGCAUUCCAGCGAAUAG